This is a messenger RNA of Diachasma alloeum, 915 nucleotides long. RefSeq names its product serine protease 7-like. The transcript has 6 exons. Gene Ontology annotation, biological process: proteolysis. NCBI's taxonomy places the organism in Eukaryota, Metazoa, Arthropoda, Insecta, Hymenoptera, Braconidae. The coding region runs from base 1 to 915 and encodes 304 amino acids. The record is from RefSeq and is a predicted model, not a curated record. Gene Ontology annotation, molecular function: serine-type endopeptidase activity.
AUGAAUCUGCAAGAGUACGUUAAGUACCUCAUCUGCGUGGUGGCUUUGAUUUUUGGUGGAAGUCAACAUGGAUCUGCAGGGGUUCUGGCGGAGGGGUCGAGGGUCGGCAGAGGGGUCUUCGAUCUGCUGUUCGGGAGGUUCAGAACCUGCGGAGGGUGCCUGUGUGGGAGAUCGAACCGCGGAGGGGCGAGGUUCCUAGGGGGCGAGAAGACAGCUUCUCAUGAGUUUCCGUGGCUUGCUGAUGUCCACGUGAAGUCGGCGACUCAAUUCAGUGGAGUUCUCAUCAAUGAUCGAUACGUGCUGACUGCAGCUAGUCAACUGAUUGGAUCAACAAGUCCUGAAGUCAAGAUAUCCCUCGGGGGCUACGACCGCUGUCACCUGGAUAUCUCCUCCAUGAACAUCUCCGUCGACAGCAUCGUCCUGUACCCCGAAUUCACACCUGCCAACCACGCCCAUGAUCUCGCUCUGAUUCGGCUGAGUCGCCCCAUCAAAUUCGAGAAGCGAGUGUCCCCCGUUUGCCUCCCUAAUCCUGGCUCGACUUAUCUGGGACAGGUGGGAACGCUCCUGGGGUGGACGAGGACUGAGGAGAACGGGAAAUCCUGUCUCCCCAGGAAACUGGGGCUCCCCAUCCUCGGCGAGAGCGAAUGCCUGAACUCCGGAGUGGAAUCCACCAACUAUCAAGAUGACUCGGGGUGCAUCGGCGUCGUCGGGGGAAAGUCCAUCUUGUGUGAUAAUGACGUUGGGACGGCUGUCAUGUAUCGCAGUUACGCAGGAAUUUACGACCUUAUCGGGAUCCUCUCGGACAAUAAUGUUUGCGAUGACGAGUCAAAACUCGCCGGAACGUACACCAGAGUGGGCCCUCACCUAGACUGGAUUCUACAGAUAACCAAAGACGCUUGCUACUGUACCAAGUGA